AUGGUUUAUCCAGCAGAACAAAGAGAAAAAUCAGAAAAGUUGGACUCUACAACUUGGAAUCUACCAACUGAAAAGAAGCUUUAUGUACACCACCUCAACGAUCCGUCCAACGCACCGAAAGAGCUGCUAAGUAGAUUGCACCAACUAUUCAACUUUAUUAUAGAAGAAGGGCGCACAUACCCAAUAGAGACACCCAUGUCAGUUGAACAGUUCAAAAGCUAUUUCUUCGCAGCUGAUCUUUUCGUUGGUCUCCUAGUUGAUAAGCCGCUAAGCGAGAUUGGCGAUAAUGAAUGGGACGUUGUCCUCGGGGGCUGUUAUUAUGUCAAGCCAAACUACGUUGGUAGAUCAGGCCAUAUUUGCAAUGCGGGUUUCAUCGUGAACGCAAACAAAAGAGGUCUCAAGCUUGGUUCUACACUUGGUAAGAGCUACUUACAUUAUGGUCCAAAGUUGGGUUACAAAGGAUCUAUUUUCAACUUGGUCUAUCAAUCAAAUAUCGCAAGCUCACGAAUCUGGGAUGGACUCGGAUUCACUAGGAUCGGUAUCGUACCAAAAGCCGGAAGACUUAUUGACGAUAAAGGAACGGAAUAUUACGAUGAUGCUAUCAUUUAUUAUAAAUCUUUCGAAUAAAUGUAGAACAAUGGAUAAAUACUUUUCAAAGGUUUAUUACAUCAUUUUUUCAUUAAAUUAUUGUGCACCUUCAAGCGCAUCUUCAACUUCCUUUCUCCAUUUUCUCUGGAUAUCGAUAGACUCCCUAAAGAUCUUGUACUUGGCGUUCAAUAAAGUGCUGUCCUUCUUAGAACAGUUAGGUUCGAUUCUUUCACCAGGUUUGGUCAUCUCAGUCAUCAAUUGCCAUAACCUUCUCUUAUUACACUCGCCUACUUGCUCAGCUUGUUGCUGCUUGACAAUUUCAGUGUAGUCCUUCUUCUGUGAGAGUUCGUAGGCGUAUCUACCGAGCAUUGCACAACCAGCAACUACAGGUCCUGAUGCCGAUGCAGGCAAAAUUAAUGGCAUUUGACAAACAUCUGCCAUUAACUGCAUCAAUGCUCUGUUUUUUACUUGUCCACCUGACAUGUAAAUGCUGUUGACUUUGUGUCCAGCUUCAUUCAUUUCUUCGAUGAUGUGACGAGUUUGUAAUGCAAUUGCUUCAAGUGUCAAUUGGAACUUUCUUGCAAGGUCUCCUAAUGUACCAUCUAAUCCUAAUCCUGUAAUCAUACCUCUCAUUCUAGAAUCCGCCAAUGGUGAUCUAUUUCCGUGUAAAUCUGGGUAGAAGUGCAUGUGCUUGUUGAUCUGAUUGAUUGAGUCAACUCCCUCUUCUUCUUUAGCUUUUUGGAGUAGUUCUUCGAGAAUUUCGAAAAUAUUGGUUUGUCUUUCGUUUGCGACUCUUUCUAACUCAGGGUAGGCGAUGUGCGUUUUGAGAACGAAGUCGAUUAAUUGACCAGUCGAUGAUUGGCCACCUUCAUUCAUCCACCAACCUGGGAAAACUGCAUUUUUGUAUGGUCCCCAAACGCCCUUGACAAAAACACCUUCAGGUGAUUGGACGAUGUGACAGGUAGAUGUACCUGCACAAGCAGCUAAUCUUGUGGCACAUUCUUCGAAAGCGACAGCUUCUUUUGGUAACUCUUCGCCUUUCUUUGCUGAUCUGGCAGCAACAGUACCAAUCCAACCAGCAUAAGCAUCGAUAACUGAGCUGCCAACUGCUGUACCUUCAGCUAAGCCCAAUUCUUCGGCGGCUUCCUUUGUCAAACCGUUACCGAUAGGCAAACCACCUGUGAGAACCAAACCGUUCUUGUCUGGUGAUCCUCCCAAUGGUACGAAGUCUUGUUGUACGAGAUCACCUAAACCGACUUGUUCCAAGAAUUUUGGAUCCCAUCCUGAUGGGUAGGCACCCUUGAUAGAAGGAGUGACGUAAGUGAACUUGGAGCCGAGUGAGUUAUUAGAUCUGGCUGUUGAGCGAGUAGCUCUGUAUGAAAGCCAAUCUGGAAGAUCAAAGAACAUGCAUUUCUUGAAGUCUUCUGGUUUCAUAUUGUUCUUUAACCAAAGUGUUUUUGGAAUUUCCAUUUCUAAACUGACAGUACCACCGACAAAUUGCAGAGGCAUUGCGCCUGUUGAGUUGAUGAAGGUGGCCUCCUUUUCUGCUCUGUGGUCUGCCCACAGAAUGAUGUUCCUCUCACCUUCCUUGCCGAGUGAAUCACCCUUAGUAACAGCGAUCGGGUUUCCCUCAUAGUCGGUAACGGCUAAAGAGCAGGUUGCAUCAAACGCAAUACCUUUUACAGCUUCUUUUGGAAUUUGGGCUUGGCGGACGACGUCUUUAACAGAUUGGCUAAUACAUUGCCAAAUGUUGGCAGAUGAUUGCUCGAAGAUGUUCGCGUCGUUGGCGUCUCUCCAAGUUUUUGUGUUGUAUGUUGAUUCAGCCAAGAUGUCACCCGUAAUGUUUACUAAUGCAGAUCUGGCUGAGCCAGUACCAACGUCAAUACCAAUAAAGUAUUCUGCUGUCAUUUCUUUCGUUAGUUCGUGAUGGUU
Wallemia mellicola CBS 633.66 is the source of this 2520-nucleotide messenger RNA. RefSeq lists its product as hypothetical. Lineage: Eukaryota; Fungi; Basidiomycota; Wallemiomycetes; Wallemiales; Wallemiaceae. Gene Ontology annotation, molecular function: acyltransferase activity, transferring groups other than amino-acyl groups. The transcript has 4 exons. The record is from RefSeq and is a predicted model, not a curated record. Bases 1 to 627 code for a protein of 208 amino acids.